GUAGAAUGUGCGCGACGGAAGUGAGGUUAAACGCAGCUUCCGGAAAACCAACGUGUGAAGAAAAGUCACAUGUGCGCAAGUCCAUUUUUUACUUAAAUUCUUUGAGACGUUUUAGAGAAGAAGAACACUGUAGGUGUCAAGCAUGGGCAGGAAGUUGGAUCCCACCAAUAAGGUGAAAAGAGGACCUGGACGCAAGUCUAGGAAACAGAAAGGAGCUGAGACUGAGCUGACCAAGUUUUUGGUGGAUGAUGAUGAUCCAAAGAGACUGUCAAGCAGAGCAAGAAAACGUGCUGUAAAGAGAGCUCAAGUCCCCAAAGAAUCCAAAAAAGAGGAAAAGCCCAAAAAAGGAUUCUCAGAUGAGAAUAGUGAAUGGCUGAAACCUGCACAGAGAAAACGAAAGAUUGAUCAAUCAGAAAAUGAUGAAGACAGCGACAGCAACUGGGAAAAUGAGGAGGAUGAUGAUGAAGAGGGCCCUGACAAAAAACAAAUGGAGGAUGUAGAUGAUGAUGAUGAUGAUGAUGAUGAUAUGGUUGAUGAUUAUGGUGCUGAUGAAGGGGAUGAGGAGAAAGAAAAGGAUAAAGAAGACAGUGAUGGAGAAGAGCUUCUGCCUAUAGAGAGAGCUGCCAGAAAACAGAAAAAACAAAAGCAAACCAUGAAACCAGAGAGUGAUGAGGAGGAUGAUGAAGAUGAUGAAGAGGAGGAAAUGAGUGAUGAAGAACUAAAGGAGGAGGAGGAAGAAGAGGAGGAUACCAUUCAGGCAAACAUUCAUGAGAUGGACAAAUUCAGACUGCCUGCUGCAGCAGAUAGAGAAAAGGAGGGUCUGCUACCUAUGGACCUGCAUGGCAUCCAUCAGAGGAUCAAAGAUAAUGUUGAUGUGUUGUCUCACUUCAGAGAGAAGAGAGAGGAGGGAAAGGAGAGAUCAGAGUAUCUCUCUCUGCUGCGCUCUGACCUCUGCACCUAUUACAGCUACAACCAGUUCCUUAUUGGCAAACUCAUGGACCUCUUCUCUGUCUCAGAGCUGAUUGAUUUUCUCGAGGCCAAUGAAAUUCAGAGGCCGGUUACCAUCAGAACCAACACCCUAAAAACCAGGAGGAGAGACUUGGCUCAGGCUCUGAUUAACCGAGGAGUGAACCUGGAUCCAAUAGGGAAAUGGUCCAAAGUGGGACUGGUUAUCUAUGACUCUUCUGUUCCCAUAGGAGCAACUCCAGAAUAUUUAGCAGGUCAUUACAUGCUGCAAGGUGCAUCGUCCCUGCUGCCUGUAAUGGCACUUGCUCCCCAGGAGGGGGAGUCAGUGCUAGACAUGUGUUCUGCUCCAGGAGGCAAAACCACAUAUAUAGCUCAGUUAAUGAGGAACACAGGUGUGAUUGUGGCUAAUGAUGCAAAUGCAGACAGACUGAAGAGUGUGGUGGGAAACCUCCAUCGUCUCGGUGUCACCAAUGCUGUGAUCUGCAACUAUGAUGGCAGACAAUUCCCAAAGGUAAUGGGAGGUUUUGACAGAGUGUUAUUAGAUGCACCCUGCUCAGGUACGGGAGUCAUCUCCAGAGAUCCAGCUGUGAAAACUGGCAAGGAUGAGUCUGAUAUUCUUCGCUCAGCUCACCUGCAGAAAGAGCUCAUUCUGUCUGCCAUUGACUCUGUAAAUGCAGAGUCUCCAACUGGUGGAUUCCUCGUUUACUGCACCUGCUCAGUUAUGGUGGAAGAGAAUGAGUGGGUGGUGGACUAUGCUCUGAAGAAGAGAAAUGUAAAGCUGGUCCCCACAGCACUGGACUUUGGCAAGGAGGGAUUCACCAGAUUCAGAGAGCGACGUUUUCAUCCCUCUCUCAAACUUUCUCGCCGAUUCUAUCCUCACUCCCACAACAUGGAUGGAUUUUUUGUUGCCAAGCUGAAGAAGUUCUCAAACACAAUCCCCACUGCACCAAAAGAAGCAGAGAAUGAAGUAGAAUCUACAAAAAUGGAAACAGCAGCCUCAUCAGUGAAGAUCCAAAAGUCUAAAUCUAUGGAGCAGAAGCCCACUUUAACUGUGGCGAAAACCCCCUCAAGCAAAAAGCAGAAAUUAAAACAGAAAAAAGCUAAGCUGCCCAUCAUGGAGAAAAAGACUGGCAUAAAAUCAGACAGUAAAAAAUCUGAUGGCCCCAAAAAGGCCAAAAUUGCCAAGUUUGAGGGAGAAGCAUCAAAGAGUGAGAAAUUCAACAAAAAGCAAGUCAAAGAAGUGAACGGAGAUGCAAAGAAAAAGGUAGUGGAGGAGAAGGAAGGAGGGAGCCAAUUUGAGAAGAAGAAAAACCAAACGAAAAAGAAGAACAGGAUCGGGAAAAACCAAUUUAAGAAGUUAAAGAAAAUGCAUGGACAACAGGAGAGUGGACACUGAAAUUCAGUCACAUUUCAAAGUUAAAUGACUCUGCCUAUGUCUCUGUCAAUGAUUUGACUGGACAGCAAAGUUAAACCAACCCCACACUGCUGUUGAGGACACCAAGAUCUCGAGACCACAGUCAUCCUUUAGAAACUUACACAGAUUGCUCUGAAGACUUUUGUAAACCUUUUAACUUUACUUAGAGGUUUACCUUAAUGUUCUGGUUAUAAAUUUUAUAAAUGUGUACUUCAUUGUCCAUUUUAUGUAUUUUGUCUUGGAAAAGAAACAUUUAACUGAAAUAUUGCAUAGGAAUGGAAGUAAACCGUCUGUUUUGAUGUUUCUUUUUGCUCACACUGAUUAAAAAAUAAGUUUCAAAAGAGA
Molecule: messenger RNA, 2725 nt
Organism: Myxocyprinus asiaticus (Chinese sucker)
Lineage: Eukaryota; Metazoa; Chordata; Actinopteri; Cypriniformes; Catostomidae
Gene: nop2
Product: NOP2 nucleolar protein homolog (yeast)
Exons: 16
Coding region: 143-2362 (739 amino acids)
Biological process (GO): maturation of LSU-rRNA; rRNA base methylation
Cellular component (GO): nucleolus
Molecular function (GO): RNA binding; rRNA (cytosine-C5-)-methyltransferase activity
Source: RefSeq, a predicted model, not a curated record